Messenger RNA from Exaiptasia diaphana, 1856 nucleotides. RefSeq names its product A disintegrin and metalloproteinase with thrombospondin motifs 18. NCBI's taxonomy places the organism in Eukaryota, Metazoa, Cnidaria, Anthozoa, Actiniaria, Aiptasiidae. The record is from RefSeq and is a predicted model, not a curated record. The coding region runs from base 529 to 1308 and encodes 259 amino acids. The transcript is spliced from 7 exons.
CAUAAUAUAUAUAGAUGGGUCAAGCCAUUGACACCUCUUUCAAAUCAUUUCCUUAAUGGUAAUCCUGAGCUUUGUCUAAAAUUUGACUGAUUACAUCACAAUCGUGUGGGUGACGACGACAAAACUUCAAGUACAUGUAGUGUCUUAAUAAUACACAGCACGAAUUCAAACUAUGAAAAAAUAAUGAGUUUUGAAUGAAUUUUAGAGACUUAAGGUAGAUAUCAAUACACAUUACUAGUCAUAAAAAUAUAUGAAGAUGUUUUUUGCGUUAGGGAUUUUAGUUUCAUGUUUUCUCAAGGAAUUCAUGUGUGCCAACCCUGAAAAUGUACAGAGCAGUUCGUCAUUCCAAAGACAUCUUAAAUUUGCGAACUUUUUGAGUUCCAUAACAGGUAUCUGAAUCUCACGCCUUUUAAAACUCUUGAAGUUAAGACGUACAAAGUUUGCCUUGUUGAUUGUACUGAAGAUGAAAGAUGCAUUUCUUUAAAUUUUGCGAAACGUAUCAGUCCUAGUGGGCUUCAUUUGUGUGAAAUGCUUGAUACAGACGUGUUUAUGAGUGCACGAUUCAACUGGACAACUUUCAACGAAACCGCAGACUUUCAACACUUUACAAAACAUACGCACUGUUUGUCCUCUCCAUGCAAGAAGGAGGAACUAUGUCUUCCAGACUAUGAUGCAAACAACCACACAUGUAAAGCGUGUAAAGAACUCGGAGUGCCAGAAGGUUUAUCUGAAUGGAGUGCGUGGUCAAAAUGCGAUAAGCUCUGUGUCACUGGUAAACAGCGAAGACAAAGAAACUGCAGCAACCCAAGAGCGACCUGCAAUCGAUGUGAAGUUUUAUCUAAAACACGUGAUGAGAAAGAAUGCAAUUUUUGCCCAGAAAGCCCUAUCAGGACCUAUGAUAAUUAUUGCGUACAACCUAAGAGUGGUGACUGCAAUCCUGUUCAAGAUACAAGCACGUGGAGCCACUCCCUUAUCAUGAAACGAGCCGAUGAGAGCUGUUCAGCGAAGCAUUUGAAUUUCAUCUUCGAUAGCGAUGGCAGGAUAUAUCAUAAAUGCAGUGGGAAGGUUGUUUGUCCACAAGGAAACGGUAGCCCUUGGAAUGGUCAAAGACUUGUCUUGAUGGAUACAUGUCCAGAAGACAUUGUAAAGCACAAGAGACUUCCAAACCACGUACUUCAAAAUACAAAGAACGAUUUGUGUGUCCAUCCCUAUGGUGGCUGGCCGGGUGAGAACGUAUAUCUGAACUACUAUGGCGGUUGCAGCGCUCAGCAAUUAGCACUCAACUUUUUCAAACUUUCUCCUCCUUGAAGUGCACCAAAUAUGAUAUUUUCAAGUCCAAGUUGAACUAUGUUGUAAAAUUAAUGAUUACUGGAUUAAUUUUUGAAUACAGCAAGCCCACAUCCUAUAGGAAAUAGUCACAGGCAUUUCAGUAGUCGCAGAGAAUAAUACGCAAGCUAGCAAAUACCACUCUUCAAUUUGUGUUGUUUGUCAAAAAACCUUUAAUGAAACAUUUACACUAAAUGAAGAAUUUUAUGAACAUUUUCAUUUGAAUCAAAUGCAAACAAUGUCAUUCCAGAAAGACCUGUACAGGGUGUGUGCUGGGGUGGUUCAAGGGGUUACGGAAGGCGAAGUUUUUGAAUCUUACAAAUUAGUCACACAUUUUCGGAUACUACAGCAGUUUGUUCGGUGUGAAUCCAAAACAAUACUCGAACAAUGCCGAUGUCAAUUGCAGUCUUAGAAAAUUGUAAGUCGUCAAAGCUGGAAUAUAUCUCCCUCAUGAAACCCCUGCACAGGCCCACACAUUUACAAGUAACGUUGGGGAAAAUGUAGAUAGCUAUUCACAAUAAAAACUACAA